Molecule: messenger RNA, 978 nt
Organism: Puntigrus tetrazona (Sumatra barb)
Lineage: Eukaryota; Metazoa; Chordata; Actinopteri; Cypriniformes; Cyprinidae
Product: neuroblast differentiation-associated protein AHNAK-like
Exons: 3
Coding region: 40-978 (312 amino acids)
Biological process (GO): regulation of RNA splicing
Cellular component (GO): nucleus; cytoplasm; costamere
Source: RefSeq, a predicted model, not a curated record
AACAUUGAAGGCCCAGAUAUCAAGGGUGGAAAGAUUCACAUGCCCUCUAUAGAUAUCUCUCUGCCAGAAGGAGGAGCAGGAGGAGAUGUAGAUGUUCAAGGACAUGCAGGAAAAGGAGGAAAAUUUGAAAUGCCUAAAUUUGAUGUUUCCUUAUCUAAACUGAAACCAUCAGCAGGAGAAAUCAAUGUUGAAGGUCCCGAUAUCAAAGGUGGAAAGUUUCAUAUGCCCUCUAUAGAUAUCUCUCUGCCAAGAGGAGGAGCAGGGGGAGAUGUAGAUGUUCAAGGACAUACAGGAAAAGGAGGAAAAUUUGAACUUCCUAAACUUGAUGUUUCUUUGCCCAAAUUUAAACCAUCAGCAGGAGAAGUCAACAUUGAAGGCCCAGAUAUCAAGGGUGGAAAGAUUCACAUGCCCUCUAUAGAUAUCUCUCUGCCAAGAGGAGGAGCAGGGGGAGAUGUAGAUGUUCAAGGACAUACAGGAAAAGGAGGAAAAUUUGAACUUCCUAAACUUGAUGUUUCUUUGCCUAAAUUUAAACCAUCAGCAGGAGAAGUCAACAUUGAAGGCCCAGAUAUCAAGGGUGGAAAGUUUCACAUGCCCUCUAUAGAUAUUUCUCUGCCAGGAGGAGAAACAGGGGGAGAUGUAGAUGUUCAAGGACAUACAGGAAAAGGAGGAAAAUUUGAAAUGCCUAAAUUUGAUGUUUCUUUGCCUAAAUUCAAACCAUCAGCAGGAGAAAUCAAUGUUGAAGGUCCCGAAAUGAAAGGUCGAAAGUUUCACAUGCCCACUAUAGAUAUUUCUCUGCCAGGAGGAGGAGCAGGAGGAGAUGUAGAUGUUGAAGGACCUGAUAUCCUCUUGCCAUUAUCUUUCUCUUCUUCAACGACGAAAUUCCAGAGUAGCCUGAGGGGAUCCACCUGGAUCACUUCCCUGACGGCGUACUUCCAGUUCUGGUGCAAUGCCCCGCUCUCUGCCCUGAUCUGCUACUGA